AUGCAUCUGGCGGGCAUCCUACCGGCCGCGUUGCUCGCCGUGUUUCAGUUCGUCCCUGCCAUCCGCCACAAGGCCAUCGUCGUCCACCGCAUCGGCGGGUACCUGGUCUUGCUGCUAUCGCUGGUCGGCGUGGCUGGCGUCUUUAUGAUUGCGAGGCAUGGGCUCGGCGACGGCCCGGACGUCCAGUCUGCGCGGGCCUGGCGGCCAUUGUGUCUGUGA
Metarhizium acridum CQMa 102 is the source of this 219-nucleotide messenger RNA. Lineage: Eukaryota; Fungi; Ascomycota; Sordariomycetes; Hypocreales; Clavicipitaceae. The record is from RefSeq and is a predicted model, not a curated record.